Hevea brasiliensis (rubber tree) is the source of this 3133-nucleotide messenger RNA. RefSeq lists its product as uncharacterized. The transcript has 18 exons. The coding region runs from base 377 to 2815 and encodes 812 amino acids. The record is from RefSeq and is a predicted model, not a curated record. Lineage: Eukaryota; Viridiplantae; Streptophyta; Magnoliopsida; Malpighiales; Euphorbiaceae.
CGUCCUCGCUAGGUGUAUCUCUUUGAUCCGUCAAGUUUGGUCCUCUACUGUAUUUGUAGUUGCUGGGCAUUGGUUGAAGUUCGCUGUAAUUGAUUUGAUCGCGUUGAUUAAUGUUGUUUUACUGAGAUUUUGCCCUUUUUUUUUGUUCUUGUUUUGAUUUUGUUGUUUUAUUGGAAAUGAGUGAUUGAUUAGUGAUUUUGAUGAUUUUUGUUUUGGAUUUUUAUUAGUGUUGCUCCCAUUGUGUGAUAUUGGGAUUAGUUUAGGAACUAAAGUGUGGAUUGUGGAUGGUGGUAUGGUUUUCUUUGAAGUAAAUUUGAGUUUCAGUUGGGGCAAUGGUGAACGAUAUGGGAAGUAGAAUCUGGGUUAUCAGUAGAAUAUGUUUUUGUCGGGUUUGAGUCAUCGAUCUUUGGAGGCAGAUUGCAGGGAUGCAUAUGGAUUUGCAGUGAGACCUCAGCAUGUACAAAGAUACAGAGAAUAUGCUAAUAUCUACAAGGAGGAAGAAGAGGAAAGAUCAGAUAGGUGGACGAGUUUCCUGGAGCGGCAAGUGGAGUCUGAACGAUUUUCUGCAAACGGUUCAUCUUUGGAGGAAGAUUACAAGGCAUCACAUUCUGAAAAAAUGGAGCAGGAGACCAACAAUGGUUUAGCGAAUGGUGUUGAAGGAGAUGUUUUGAGCAGUGAGAAGACUGGCUCUGAUGUUUCGCCUGAAGAUCUUACUGAAAAUGAAGAGAAACAGUUGAAUGCCAAUAAAAAAAUUCAUAGGGUCCAAAUAUGGACUGAGAUUAGACCAUCCCUUCGUGCCAUUGAAGAUAUGAUGAGUAUUCGGGUCAAAAAGAAGGGCAAUCAACCCAAAGACCGCCAAGAGACUAAAAAAGAACCUUCUAUUGAAGAUGCCAAAUCAGCAAAAGGAGUUUCCGAAGAGGACUCUGAGGAUGAGUUUUAUGAUGUGGAAAGGUCAGACCCAGUUCAAGAAGGCCCUUCUGGUGGCAGUGUUAGUGCUUCUGGCACAGGUGCUACUGCUGCUGAUGUAGCCUCUUUAGAAUCUUUGUUUCCCUGGAAAGAAGAACUGGAUGUCCUUGUUCGUGGGGGUGUUCCAAUGGCACUUAGGGGAGAGCUCUGGCAAGCAUUUGUGGGUGUGAAAACACGUCGAGUGGAGAGAUAUUACCAGGAUCUACUUGCUUCAGAAACUAUUUCAGGAAAUCAUGUCGAACAACAGUCUGACAGCGAUUCAAAGGGUGCAACUACAGAUCCUGUAUGCAUACCUGAGAAAUGGAAAGGACAGAUUGAGAAGGAUUUGCCACGGACAUUUCCAGGUCAUCCUGCUUUGGAUGAUGAUGGUAGAAAUGCUUUGAGGCGAUUGCUUACAGCAUAUGCUCGGCAUAACCCCUCUGUUGGGUACUGUCAGGCAAUGAAUUUCUUUGCUGCCUUGUUACUACUUCUGAUGCCUGAAGAAAAUGCCUUUUGGGCAUUAAUGGGCAUCAUUGAUGACUAUUUUGAUGGCUAUUACUCAGAGGAAAUGAUAGAAUCUCAGGUCGACCAACUUGUUUUUGAGGAGUUGGUGCGUGAAAGAUUUCCUAAAUUGGUAAAUCAUCUGGAUUACCUGGGAGUGCAGGUUGCGUGGGUUAGUGGACCAUGGUUCCUUUCGAUUUUCAUGAAUAUGCUUCCAUGGGAAAGUGUUCUCCGAGUUUGGGAUGUUCUUCUUUUUGAAGGAAAUCGUGUUAUGCUAUUUAGGACUGCACUUGCUUUGAUGGAGUUAUAUGGCCCUGCUUUAGUUACCACUAAGGAUGCUGGAGAUGCGGUCACUUUGCUGCAGUCACUGGCUGGUUCAACAUUUGAUAGCAGUCAACUUGUGUUGACAGGUUGCAUGGGUUAUCAAAAUGUGAACGAAAUCAGAUUACAAGAGUUGAGAAAUAAGCAUCGACACACUGUUAUAGCUGCGGUUGAGGAAAGAACAAAAGGGCUUCAAGCUUGGAGAGAUUCGCAGGGUCUGGCGUCAAAGCUCUAUAAUUUCAAGCAUGAUCCCAAGUCAAUGCUAGUGGAAACAAAUAAGCAGUCUGGUGGUGAUUUGUCUCGUUCAGGGUCUGGAUCCACCAACUCAGAUGAGGUUCUUAUAAGCUUGACAGGGGACGUAGAGAUAGACAGUGUUCCAGAUCUUCAAGAUCAGGUGGUGUGGUUGAAGGUCGAAUUGUGCAAGUUGCUGGAGGAGAAAAGAUCUGCUGUACUCAGGGCAGAAGAGUUGGAGACUGCUUUGAUGGAGAUGGUCAAGCAAGACAAUCGGCGGCAAUUGAGUGCUAGGGUUGAACAGUUAGAGCAGGAGGUUUCUGAGCUGCGGAGGGCCCUUGCUGAUAAGCAGGAACAAGAAAAUGCUAUGCUUCAGGUUUUAAUGCGGGUGGAGCAAGAGCAGAAGGUAACAGAAGAUGCUCGCAGAUUUGCCGAGCAAGAUGCAGCAGCACAGAGAUAUGCUUCUCAAGUUCUUCAGGAAAAGUAUGAAGAAGCCAUUGCAUCUUUGGCUGAAAUGGAGAAAAGAGCGGUUAUGGCAGAAUCAAUGUUGGAGGCUACGUUACAGUAUCAAUCUGGACAGCUUAAAGCCCAACCUUCACCACGAUCUUCUAAUCCAGAUUCACCACGAAUCAAUCAAGAGCCUGCACAAGACAUUCCUACAAGAAAGAUUGGUUUGCUAGCUCGACCAUUUGGACUUGGUUGGCGUGACCGAAACAAGCAAGCGAAACCCACAAAUGUUGAGGAGGCGAACAAUGGCAAAUCGUCCAAUGAGGUCACAGAGCAGAAGGAUACAAAUGGCGAUUCAGUUCAAGAGUAGAGAAUUGCAGGAUUGCCAUAAUGAUACUACACAGAUGUUAUAAUCACCAAGAAGGUGUUGGCAAGGUAGAUAUUUUUUGUUUAGCAGUGCAAUUUCAGGGAGAGCUUAGAAUAGAUUUUUUAAUUAUUUUUUUUUCUCUGUAAUUUUUGAAUCAGACGGCCAUUGUAGAGUUGUAUCCAUUUAUUGUUUGUUCAUUAACUGUAAUAAUAGUUGCAUGGGGGUGAAGAAUGUAAAACAGUCAUGAGAUCCAAAUAGUGAAAAAUUAUGUAACCUACUCCGUGAGCAUCUCUUUCAUUCCUAGUUCAUGAGGCUUCAUUA